GAGCGUCGUGCGUCAGUUGGCAAUUGACCAUGGCGUCCGCCGACUCGCCGCAUUUUGUCGACAUAGCAAUGGACACGACGCUUGCGACGGCGCUGAUCCGCGUCAAACUGCCCGCGUUUCCCGAGGUCGCGGCCAUCGCGGAUGUCAAGGUCGGCUUCAACAACCGCUGCUAUGUCGUGACAACGCUGGACCAUCGCUCGUACAUCCUUCGGCUCACCAAAGACUCGUGGCCUGCGACCAAGAUCGUUGCAGAAGCCGCAUCGCUUGCCGCGGUGCGCUAUUUGAAGCUCGACAUUCCUGUGCCCAAGCUCGUUGCUUUCAACGAAAUCAGCGAUCCGACGUGGCACGUGCGCUGGAUGCUCAUGGAAAAGCUGCCGGGUCGGCUCCUCGACGACGUUUGGGAGAGCGUUGAUGAGGCCACGCGAGCGGACCUUGCGCGCCAGAUCCAGACGAUUCUGAAAACGCUCCAAAAGCCGCGCUUCUCUCAGAUUGGCGGCUGGGUCUUUGACGACGAUGGGACAACCCCGGUCGUAGGCCCGUACUUUGACGGCAACUGGGGCCCAUUCGACUCGGAGGCUGACUGGCUGCGCACGCUCUUUGAGAACCAAGUGCGCCAGACGCUGACUGCAGAGGUGCUGGCGCCGCUUCGAUCCCUCGUGGCGCCUGCGCGCGCUGCACUGGUACUGUACCUGGAGACGACGAUGUCGCCGUCGCCGAUCGUGCUCUUCCACGGAGACUUUGCGUUUCGUAACAUGCUCGUCGACGACCAGAAUGUGGUAUCUGGUAUUCUGGACUGGGAGUGGUGCGGUGUGAUGCCUCGCUGGCGCGAGUACGUCGACGUAUCGUUUGAGGACCGGAACGUUCUGAGCUACGUUCCGUCACUCCAGUACGAAAACAGUGAAGAGUACACACAACGCUGGCACGUGCACCAACUCAUUCAAGGGUUUGCCCCGUGGCAGAUUGGCGCCUGGCCAGAAAAGGACGCGCAGUACGUGGCCGAGGCCAUCGUGACCAUCGAGGCCGCCAUCGCGCAUCUCAAGGCGUGCACCACCAACUAGCAAGGCCUCGCAGGCAAGGUCCCCAUGAUUCUUUAACGGACUGUAAGCGCCAUGCUCGAG
This is a messenger RNA of Saprolegnia parasitica CBS 223.65, 1118 nucleotides long. RefSeq lists its product as hypothetical. The record is from RefSeq and is a predicted model, not a curated record. Lineage: Eukaryota; Oomycota; Saprolegniomycetes; Saprolegniales; Saprolegniaceae. The coding region runs from base 30 to 1058 and encodes 342 amino acids. The transcript has a single exon.